AUGGCGGACCCGUCGACGUGCGCGCCCCUGACGCGGGCGUCGGUCGUCGAGGCGCACCGGAUCGUGGCGCCGCACGUGCACCGGACGCCGGUGGUGACGAACCGGACGCUGUCGGAGAUGGCGUCGCGGCCCCGGACGGCGGAGGAGCUCCGGGGCACGCGGUGGGAGGGGCGGCGGCCGGCGGCGCCGAGGAUGCGUCUGUGGUUCAAGUGCGAGAACAUGCAGCGCAUCGGGGCGUUCAAGGUGCGGGGCGCGUUUCACGCCGUGGAGAAGCUGAUGCGCGAGGAGGGUUGGCUUGGGGGCGGGGGGAGGGAGAAGGGCGUGGUGACGCACAGUUCUGGCAACCACGCGCAGGCGCUCGCGCUGGCGGCCCGCGAAAACGGCAUCAAGGCGCGCAUCGUCAUGCCCGACAUCUCCAUCCCGCAGAAGAUUGCCGCCACGCGGGGCUACGGCGCCGAGGUCAUCUUCAGCGGGAGCACGAGCCCCGAGCGCGAGGCCGCGGCGGCGCGCGUCAUCGCCGAGACGGGCGCGCGCCUGGUGCCGCCGUACGACCACCCGGACAUCCUCCUCGGCCAGGGCACCAUGGGGCUGGAGCUGCAGGAGCAGGUGGGGGAGAUGCUGGCCGCGGAGAAGAAGCAGCAGCACAACGAUAAAGGUAGUCGAAGCGGGGAGGAGAAGACGACGACGACGACGAAGAGUGGGAGCAGCAGCAGCAGCAGCAGCAAGACGGGCCUCGACGCCAUCAUCACGCCCUGCGGCGGCGGCGGCAUGCUCUCGGGCGUGGCCCUCAGCUGCGAGGGCACGGGCAUCCGCGUCUUCGGCGCCGAGCCCCUCUUCCAGGGCGCCGACGACGGCAAGCGCGGCUACGAGUCGGGCCGCCGUGUCGCCUCCGUCUCCACGCUCACCGUCGCCGACGGCCUGCGCACGCCCGUCGGCGAGAUCCCCUUUUCCGUCAUUGCUGGCGACCGGCGCCUCGUGAGCGGCAUGUUCAGCGUCACCGAGGCCGAGAUCCUCGCCGCCAUGCGCCUCGUCCUCGAGCGCUGCAAAAUGGUCGUCGAGCCCAGCGCGUGCGUGCCCCUCGCCGCGGCGCUCUUCGACGAGGAGUUCCGAGCCGUGGUGGAGCGCGAGGGCGGCGAGGAGGGCUGGGAGCUGGGCAUCGUGCUGAGCGGGGGGAACGUUGGCGUGGAUGCCAUUGGGAGGAUGUUUGGUGGCGGGGCAAAGUGA
Molecule: messenger RNA, 1224 nt
Organism: Purpureocillium takamizusanense
Lineage: Eukaryota; Fungi; Ascomycota; Sordariomycetes; Hypocreales; Ophiocordycipitaceae
Product: Threonine ammonia-lyase
Exons: 2
Coding region: 1-1224 (407 amino acids)
Biological process (GO): L-serine metabolic process; pyruvate biosynthetic process; D-serine biosynthetic process
Molecular function (GO): pyridoxal phosphate binding; magnesium ion binding; threonine racemase activity
Source: RefSeq, a predicted model, not a curated record